UGACGUCAGCGGCGCGGGGCGCCCCGCAGCCAAUGAGCGCGCGGCCCGCGGCCCCCCCAGCCGCCCGCCAUGGAGCCCGCGGGCAGCCGCAUCCAGGUGCUGCUGCAGGCGGCCGAGUUCCUGGAGCACCGCGAGCACCGGCACCCGCUCGGCCUGGCCGGGGCCGAGCACGGCUACGCCGCUCUCUGCCCCGCGCCGCUGCGCCGGGCCGAGGGCAGCGUCAGGUCGGUGCACAACGCUCUGGAGAAGCACAGGAGAGCGCAGCUCCGGUGCUGCCUGGAGCGGCUGAAGCAGCAGGUACCGCUGGGCGUGGGGCCGGCCCGUUCCACCACGCUGAGCCUCCUGCACCGUGCCCGGCUCCAUAUCCAGAGGCUGGAGGAGCAGGAACUGAGGGCACGAAGGGCCAAGGACCGGCUGCGGGACCGGCAGCGGAGCCUGCAGCGGCGGCUGGAAUCGCUGCUCUUGCCCGCUGAUGGGGAACGGGCACGGGCUGACAGCCUGGACUCCUCCCAGCUCUCAGAGCCCUCCGAGGAAGAGGAUGCCGAGGUAGAGGUGGAUGCUGUGGUGUUCAGCGGGGACCUGCUGCCCGGCUUUGGCACCGGGAGGGACCACAGCUACUCCAGCCCCCACAGCCCCGCCUCCUGACGGUGCCUGCUGCCUGCCCUGCACUGCCUGCCCGCCUCCCUCCUGCUGGAAACCCAGCCCCGGCCGGCCUCAGCACAGCUACCGGGCUAAGGGGCCACAGAUGGGGGCAAGAGUCCGGCCUUACCCCCCCCCACAGCUGGGUGGCACUGGCUGUGGCACUGGGUGCACGGGGCUGGCACUGCGCUGUGGCACCUGCUGUGGCACCUGCUGUGGCACCACAAGGCACUGGAAGAAGUGCUGGAAGAAGGCCCAGCUGUCACUGAGGACACUCUCCUGCCUCCCCCUGUGCACCCACGGGCAGUCUGGGGGCUGCCUGGUGUGGGUAUGGGGCGGUGCUGCCCACUGCAGACACAACUACAGGAAAGCUCUCCUGCCCCUGGAGCGCCAGGAAGGGGAAAUGAGUGCAUUAAGGAACCUCCCUUCAUGCUCCUGCAGCCACCCCGCUCUCUUGUACAGACCCGACACUUUUAUAGUAAAGGCACUUGGUAAAAGCCUGGCCUGUGUCUUCCCUGCAGAGGGCUGCACCCCCAGAGUGCAGAGCAGCCCUGGGCUCUGCUCUAGCCAGGCCAGCCUCAGCCAAAUCAGAGGUGGGAGCAGAUUCUUUAAUGAUAAUUACAUCUCAGAAAGGGUCAAGCAGCAGCUGAUUGUCAGACUUAUACAGUUUCUUUAAAAAUAUAAAAUCUAAGGAGUCUCCUAUCUGUCCUGGUGCAGCUGGCCCCUCACACAUACUGCUUCUUCUUGGUGGCUGCCUUGCUUGCCAGGUCCUUGGCUUUCUCCGUAGCAGCCAGAGCUGUUUCCUUGGCUUUCUCGGUCGCUUCCUUGGCAGUCUCCACCAGUGUUUUGGAUGGAGCUUCUCCUACAACACGGAAGCCAUUAACCCCACAGCAGUGCCGGCUAGACCGGCCCUGCCACCCAGGCACUUCCCCACACGGGGAGGAGGAUGAGCCCGGGUUCCUGCCCCCAGCGGGUCAGGGCACGUCCAAAGGGGAACCACAGGGGCGUGGCUGUCACCAUGUUCCACCCCCUCCUGCCUGCACUCCACCCUUGCCCGG
Camarhynchus parvulus is the source of this 1697-nucleotide messenger RNA. It is a transcript of the gene MXD3, whose product is annotated as MAX dimerization protein 3. Lineage: Eukaryota; Metazoa; Chordata; Aves; Passeriformes; Thraupidae. The transcript is spliced from 5 exons. The record is from RefSeq and is a predicted model, not a curated record. Bases 70 to 645 code for a protein of 191 amino acids. Gene Ontology annotation, biological process: regulation of transcription by RNA polymerase II. Gene Ontology annotation, molecular function: protein dimerization activity; DNA-binding transcription factor activity, RNA polymerase II-specific; RNA polymerase II cis-regulatory region sequence-specific DNA binding.